CUCGUAAAUACAUUUUCUUCCUUGUAGAAGCAGCCAAAGCUGUGAGUUUCUGUGUAGUGAGUUCCAGCAGUUUGCAGAGGGCUGUUUAAGUGAACGCAAUGGGGAAAAUAGAGUGGGCGAUGUGGGCCAAUGAGCAGGCUCUGGCUUCAGGACUCAUUCUCCUCACUGGAGGCAUUGUGGGGGUGGCUGGACAGUUCAGAGGCUGGCCGUUUGCUGCUUAUGCCGUUGCUGCUGGGGUGUUUGUGUGUCUACUUGAGUACCCCAGAAGCAAGAGGGCCAAGGGCACAAGUGUAGAGAGAACGGGCCAGUACUGCUUCACCGUGUGUGUGAAAUCCUUUGGGCCAGUGACAAGGAACUAUUAUGUUAGAGCUUUUUUACACGCUGCAAUCUGUGUACCUGGAGGUUUUAUGCUUGCAACUGUCCUCGGGUGUGUCUGCCUCGGCAUUGCUAGCCUCAUCUACCUUGCAGCAGCUAUCCGAGGUGAACACUGGGAGCCCAUUCUUCCACAGAAGGAGACUACUCGAAAGACGGACGCAGUCAGUGUGAGGAAUCCUCCGGAGAUGCCACCACCGAGACCUCCUCCCGAGGUGCGCAGGAAACGGGUAGACGACCUGGAGGGAGCAGCCUAUGAAAACCCCAUCCCUGUUAGUGACAAAUGAAUAGUGAAGCUAGUGACUGGACUACAUGUUGGGUCCACACCAUACCGCAACCUGUAGAGAAAUACAUUGAAAACAGAGAAAAUUGUUUCUUAUAGAGAACUGAGAAUUCAAAGGAAGAUGAGUAAAGUGAAUUUUACUUUUGAACAAAAAGACAUGCCAGAGAAGAUACAAAAGUUGUCAAGUCAAAAGACUGUAGGUGAUGUAAAUAUUGUCUACUGUUGUGCAAACCAAUACCUUGUUUCUGUUCCAGCAACCAUACUGCAUAUUUUUUAAGCUGUGUUGCCACCACUAUUGUGUUGCCAUGCAUAGAUCUUACAACAUAUUGUAUUAUACUUACACUGUGUUCUUAACCCAUGUAUUAGUGUAUUUCUUGAGGGCAACUGAUCAAAAUAAUUUAGGACAACAUAACACAGUUUGCUAGGAUUAAAUUGACAUAUUACAUUUUUGCUGUAUCAGGCUGAUAAUAUACAUUUAUUAUAUUGUGUCUGUACUUGGAUGUUUUGUAAAUAAAACCCUUGAGCCCCCUGAA
Molecule: messenger RNA, 1188 nt
Organism: Perca fluviatilis (European perch)
Lineage: Eukaryota; Metazoa; Chordata; Actinopteri; Perciformes; Percidae
Gene: cyba
Product: cytochrome b-245 light chain
Exons: 6
Coding region: 99-659 (186 amino acids)
Biological process (GO): superoxide anion generation
Cellular component (GO): NADPH oxidase complex
Molecular function (GO): heme binding
Source: RefSeq, a predicted model, not a curated record